This is a messenger RNA of Mus pahari (shrew mouse), 5169 nucleotides long. It is a transcript of the gene Susd6, whose product is annotated as sushi domain containing 6. Bases 411 to 1382 code for a protein of 323 amino acids. The record is from RefSeq and is a predicted model, not a curated record. The transcript has 7 exons. NCBI's taxonomy places the organism in Eukaryota, Metazoa, Chordata, Mammalia, Rodentia, Muridae.
GUCCCUGCCCUGCCCCCUCCGCGGGGCCUCCCCCGCCCGCGUCGUCCAGCUGGGCCAGUGACGCUGGCGCAGCCACCGCCGCCGCCACCGCCGCGUUCCAUCCUCCGGAGCCGGCCUGCGCUCGCGUCCUCGUCCUCGUCCUCCUCCUCCUCCCUCAGCGCCCCGCCGCGCGAGCCAGACCAGGGCACGCGAGGCGUCGCGGGGGGACCCGACAGGGAGUGCAGGCCGGCGGGCACGCGCAGCGGUGGAGCGGGCUCGGCGACGCGGGAGCUGCUAGCGCCCCCUUUCCCGGAGGUCUCGGCGCCGCUCCCGGGUGAAGCGACUCCUGACUGGCUUUAGGAUUCUUCUGGAUUUUAAAGUCAUUCUUUUUUUAAAAAAAUAAAUAAAUAAAAACCUCCGACGGAUAAAAGAUGUACCAUGGCAGGAUAGCACCAAAGAGCAGCUCAGAGUUUGUUGUGACUUCUGUGGGGCAUGGAGUGUUUCUUCAACUGGUGAUCCUUUGCGCUCUGCUGGGAGAUGGAUUAGCCUCCGGUAAAUGGAUGGAACUAGAAAAUAUCCUGAGUGAGGUAACCCAGACCCAAAAGGACAUGCAUGUGUGUCCUUUGCCCCCAGAGCCAGAGAAUGGUGGUUACAUUUGCCACCCCAGGCCUUGCAAAGACCCCUUGACAGCAGGCAGUGUCAUCGAGUACCUGUGUGCAGAAGGCUACAUGUUGAAGGGUGACUACAAAUACCUGACCUGUAAAAAUGGCGAGUGGACGCCAGCCAUGGAGGUCAGCUGUCAUCUCAUUGAAGACAAAGAAACCCAUGCACUUGGGGUUCCUGCGCUGUCCAUAGUGGCUUCCACUGCCAGCUCUGUGGCACUCAUUCUCCUCCUCGUGGUGCUGUUUGUACUGCUGCAGCCAAAGCUGAAGUCUUUCCAUCAUAGCAGGCGUGAACAGGGGGUUUCUGGGGAUCAAGUCUCCAUCAUGGUGGAUGGUGUCCAGGUUGCACUACCUUCAUAUGAGGAAGCUGUGUAUGGAAGUUCUGGUCACUGCAUGCCACCGGCUGAUCCCAGAGUACAGAUUGUUCUGUCGGAAGGGUCUGCAUCUAGUGGGAGGAACAUGCCAAGGGAGCAGCAGCUGCAAGGCCAGGCAGCCUGCUCUUCUGCAAGUGGAGAGGAUGAGGCCCCAGGCCAUUCUGGGCUGUGUGAAGCCUGGGGUUCCCAGGGCUCAGAGACUGUGAUGGUGCACCAGGCAACCACAUCUUCCUGGGUGGCCGGCUCAGGGAGCAGCCAGCUGACACACAAAGACACUGCAGAUUCAGAGAACAGUGACAUACAAAGCCUUUUAUCCCUCACAUCAGAGGAGUACACAGAUGAUAUCCCACUGUUGAAAGAAGCAUGAGGACUGCCGCCGGCCUCUGUCCUCUCUGCCCGUCCUCUCUCUUCCUGUGGGUUUGAGUACCAUGUCCUCUCUAGCUGCCCCACCUGGACGCCUGAACUGCCACCUGUGUAUCUCUGUGUACCUGAGAGCCUGCAGGCUAUCUUGCUGGAUACUCAAGAAAGAUUCUCACCGUCUGCCCACUGGACAGCUGGAGGACCUGGCCCUUUGCCUGGCCCAGCCUUCCCAUCUGUCAGGGAUAUGUCUGAAUGUGCUGGAUUGAACCUUCCCUUCCCUCAGCCUCUGGGUCCCUUCCAGCCAGCUCUUGGUGGCAGCCCCACAGCCAUGAGGGCCUGAGCAUUGCUGUGUUUACUUGUGCCUUCCCCACCCUGUCCAGGUUCCCUGUUGUGCAGGUGGGUUGCUAUCCACAGGCCUUAGUGGCUACUGCCACCUGUACCCGGGGGCCAGGCCUGAGGCUGCAGAAACAGAUUGAAGAGUAGUAAGGCACUCAAAGCAGGAAUAGCUCAUGCUGGGUCCAGAAUGUGGGUCCUUGAGCUUGCCCUGUGUGUUGACACUGAUGGCAUCUUCCUUAACUGAGGACAGAGGUUUGGGAAGUCAUGCCAAAGCCGCCCAGCACUCAGCUGACCAGCUCUGGUGCAGGUUCCUGGCUCUUUUGAGAGUUUCUAAGAAGCACCCAGAAAACCUGUGGGAAGGAGGAAAGGUGUCAGAUAAUGAUUGUCUUCCUAAUACUCAAGUUCUCACUUCCUGCUUCCAGCACUGGCUGCCUUGGCCUUGGUUUCUGUUCCUGGAUAAGGGGAAGUUGCAUGCUGUUUCCUGGACUUCCGUCCUAGGUAGCUCUGGCUUCCUUGCAGCCCACAGAAUCCUGAGAUUUGCUGAGAAGCCAACAAAAGCUCAUCUGGUUUUUGGCAGUCUGGGCUAGUUGCCCCUUUUUAGGUUUGUGGUGAUGGAGGGGAGGCUGAGAGGUACAGACCAAGUCCCCGGUGGCUGCAGGCAGCUCCAGCCAGAUCCUGAGGAUCCUCCUCACCACGGUCAUGUGCCUUAGUAACUGUGCCCAGGAAGUGGCCUGCUGUGCCGCUGCUCCCACUCUGCUCUCUCCUCCCUGCCUUUCCACACAUCACUGUUGACAAGCCACUCUUUAUCUUCCCUGCCAGCUGAUAGAGAUGGCCCAGAAACCUGAGAUAUAGGUCCUGGGAGUGGGAAAAUACUGGCCUUGAAGAAACGCUCCAGCCAUUUUGCUCGCGCCUCCUAUGGUCCUGUACUGAAUGCUGACAAGUCUGGGUAACUGAGUAACCCUGGGUAACCCUGGUGGGCCAGGCUUCUACCAUCUUGAGAAGACAGAUGUGGCAUCAAAGAAUGUGUGGGUUUUUUUUUUUUCUUCUCAUCCUCCUUCCUUUCUUCCUCCUCCUCUUCCUCUUCUUCCUCCUCCUCUUCCUCUUCCUCAAGCCUCGGGGCUGGGAAACCUCAAGCCUCAAGCCUUGGGGCUCUUUAGAACCAGUCCUGGACUGAACCUGUGAUGAGCCUCUCUGAGGUGGUAAAAUAAUAAAAGCCUAGUAUAUUUAUAGUUCCUGACACAACAGGGUUAGCUCCAGGCUUCUGUGGCCUCAAAAAUAGGGGAAUAACUUCUCCUAGCCAACUGCCUACUGCCUCCAUUCACAAUGCACUUUAGUCCCUAUCAUGCCUGGCUUCCUGCCACCCUCAUUUCCUCUCAGGGUAAGGGCAGUGCCUGCUGUCCCUGCUGGCCACUCCCACACUAACCCAGGAGGCCAGUCCAGUGUGCCCAGUGUCCAGACAAGUAUGGUUGGCUGAGGAAUGAGCCAGAGAAGGUGCUUAGACUAGACGACUGGAACACCCCUAGCAGUUGCUGCCAUAGGCUUACCUGGGGGUGGGUUCCAAGGCCCCAAGCCACCUCACCAUGGCACUUCUUCAGCUUCAAUGGUGUCCACCCUCCUCAAGGGAGAACUGGGCAAGGAAUAGGAGUCUUCUGAAUGGGCCUGCCUCUUUUGCUUACUGCUCUUCUAAAAUCUUGAGUUCUGUUUUAGGAGUUCUGUGUCUUUACCCUGGCCUUUUGCUCCUUACAGAUUGCACUUCUUUUCUUAGGCUUCUUAUUUAGCCUUGUAGGUGACUGGCUUUGGCCUUGGCUAAAAGAACCUUCUGGUGCCUCGUUUUCUCUCAGCAUUCUUUAGCCUGCUCUGGGGAAUCACAGGCCCAGGCUUGCCUAACUGAAGGAUAAAGGGCCAUCCAUGUUUCCCAUCCUCUUGUCACUGGCUUUUAGGUCUGUUCUUGAGGUCUCCCACCUGUUGCUGGCAUCUGUGGCUUCUUCCUACAUUGUUUUCUUUCUUCUACAGCAAUUUCUUAACCAUUAGCCAGCCAUGUGCUAUGGUUUCUAGGGCAUCUGGACUUUGUCCAUUACAGACGGACUGGGGACUUAAUUGCCUUGAAGUGGAGCCUGCUAGAAACAGGGUCAGUGGCAGGUGGCAGGCUGUUGGGCAGGAAGAAGCUUCGAGCAAGUGGGAAGAAACUGAGCAGCCUCCUUUCCUGGGCUCACCUCCAGGGGUAUCCUGAGGCUUGUCCAAAAGAGGCAGGCAGCACCAAAGGACUUUACAGAGGGCUUUUUGGUUGGGAGAUGUUCUUGCUUUUUCAUACUUACACUGAUUCAAUGCAGGUUUUAUAUCCUGGUGACUUGCUAUCACGUGCUAUCAGUUUUCAAGGGCCAGAAUGGUGAAAUAAAUAAAUAGAAAAUUCCGUCCUUCCAUGCCUUAGUUUAACAGGUAGGCUCUACCUGCCCAGUUCUGUGUUUGUGUGAAAACUGUGUGAGAACUGUGAAAUGGGCAGAGUCCUGACCACUUUGUGGGUUCAUUUGGUUUUAUAAGGCAUUUCAAUGUACAUUCUUCAAGCACUCCAUUUGCAAAGAAAACUUAAAGUCAUACCGGCUUCCCCAUUCAUCCUGCCCUCCUCCCUGCACCCCCAGCUUUAUAGUUCUGUAAAGAAGCCAGGCUACAGGACAGACAAAGGUAUAUUUUUCCUGCUUUGAGAGUGGCCAAGUGGGGAUAGACGGCAGUUGGCCUUUUUCCUCCCAGUCCUAUUGGAGCUCUUGAGUCACUUGGCUUCCUGCAUAACAGUUCCCCUCUGUUCUGAGGAACAUUCUAGCAUAGAAAAUGGAAUAUGCUGCAAACAUUUCCAGAUCCUUUCUCCCUUCCCCCAAAGAACAAAGAGGCAAGAAGGGACACACAGCAUGCCUACCACACGGCUUAAUUCCAGGUAUGCUUGCGCCUGACAGUACAGCUAGAGCCUCCUCUGUGGGGCCUGUUGGGUCUUCUGCAGCCUUAGAGAAUAUUUUACUUGGCAUUUUACUAGGCAGUUGAAAACCUAGUAGAGUUUGAACAAAGCGCACCCCACCCCACCCCACCCUGCCUUCUCCCAGCAGCAGAGCUCACCGUGGGGGAUGCAGAGUAGAGCACUUGGAUUGCCAAGUAGGGAGAGGAAGUAGUUGAGGGUUGCAUGGCUGUAUCCACACUGGCCUGGCUUCUUAAGGCUGUGCACCACUAUGGGAUCCUUUGCAGAAUGGUACUCAUAUAAUGGUUUAAAACAACACAUGCUUAAUUGACUGUGCAGGAUGUCAAUCAAUCUGGGUUUGCUUUAUUUUAUUUUAUAUAUAUAUUUUUUGGUAUCCUGUACAUUGCAGUGGGUAUGAAGAUAGUAUUUUAAUAUUUGUACAAAGUUUAAUUUAAUUUUAAUUGUUCUAUGUAUAUAACUGCAUUUCUAAAUAAUAAUAAAAAUUCUUAUGAAGGCA